AGGGAGUCUGGACACAGCUGGAUGUCUCUGACCCAUGUGCAUUUGUCUUGAUUUUCUUGGUACCGUUUUCUGACUGUGAGUGUUUGGGACAUAUGGCAUGUUAGGCAAAGUUGCCAUGGCAUUGCACAAACAUAUGUGCAAAUAGUACAACGUAUGCUUUAUGCAAGUGUUUGUACAGACAAGGUUUUCCCCUCCCACAAGUUUCUCCUGUGUUUUUGAGCAAUCACGGUUUGAGGUUUUGAGGCUAUGACGUGCACGGGGCGCAACGGCCUCUAAUUGGUGGAGAACCAGAUCGAUCACCCGACCCUGGUCUAUUUACCGGAUCUAAAUGUUUGCAUAGGAUCACGCCCACAAAGAGGUUUGUGGGCGUGUAUGGGGGCUGGGCAGCUCCGCCUCUCCUCCCUCUUCCUGACUUGUUAUAAAACAAGAGCCAAAAGCAAAAGAGUUAUAUUUUGGCUCCUGGUGAGAACAACUCAUCUCAUCAUGACGAUCCCGACAGAAAAAGAGAAGACUGUGUUGACUUACUCCAAAUGCAGAGGGAUCAUGACUUUAGUCAUCGCUUUCAUGAAACAGAGGAGGAUGGGUCUGAACGACUUCAUUCAGAGGCUCGCCACGAACUCCUAUGCGUGCAAGCACCCUGAGGUUCAGUCUAUUCUGAACUUGAGUCCUCCUCAGGAUGCUGAGCUCAUGAACACAAACCCCUCUCCCCCUCCCAGUCCAUCCCAGCAGAUCAACCUCGGUCCGUCCUCCAACCCCUCAGCCAAACCCAGCGACUUCCACUUCCUCAAGGUGAUCGGCAAGGGCAGCUUCGGCAAGGUCCUGCUGGCGCGCCACCGCACGGACGACCAGUUCUACGCCGUCAAAGUCCUACAGAAGAAGGCCAUCCUCAAGAAGAAGGAGGAAAAACACAUCAUGUCAGAGAGGAAUGUGCUGCUGAAGAAUGUCAAGCACCCGUUCUUGGUGGGACUGCACUACUCUUUCCAAACAGCGGACAAACUCUACUUCAUCCUGGACUACAUCAACGGAGGAGAGUUGUUCUACCAUCUACAGAGAGAGCGCUGCUUCCUGGAGCCCAGAGCCAGGUUCUACUCCGCGGAGAUCGCCAGCGCCCUGGGCUACCUCCACUCGCUCAACAUCGUCUACAGGGACCUGAAGCCGGAGAACAUCCUGCUGGACUCGCAGGGACACAUCAUCCUCACAGAUUUCGGCCUGUGCAAGGAGAACAUCGAGCCCAACGGGACCACGUCGACCUUCUGCGGUACGCCAGAGUAUUUAGCUCCUGAGGUGCUUCACAAGCAGCCGUACGACAGGACGGUGGACUGGUGGUGUUUAGGAGCUGUUCUCUACGAGAUGCUCUAUGGCCUGCCUCCGUUCUACAGCCGCAACACAGCAGAGAUGUACGACAACAUCCUGAACAAGCAGCUGCAGCUGAAACCCAACAUCUCCAACGCGGCCAGACACUUGCUGGAGGGCCUUCUGCAGAAGGACCGCACCAAGAGGCUGGGCUGCACGGACGACUUUAUCGAAAUCCAGAACCACGUAUUCUUCUCUCCCAUCAGCUGGGAUGAACUCAAUGCCAAGAAGAUCACCCCUCCCUUCAACCCCAACGUGACAGGACCCAACGACUUGCGGCACUUUGACCCCGAGUUCACAGACGAGCCGGUGCCCAGCUCCAUCGGCUGCUCCCCGGACAGCGCACUCGUCACGGCCAGCAUCAAAGAGGCGUCAGAGGCCUUUGUGGGCUUCUCCUACGCCCCCUCCAUGGACUCCUACCUAUAGGAUUUAAACACAAGACAAUCAGAUGGACACUAGUUUUAGAUUUACCGGGCAUGAACUGCAUCCACGGACCUGCAUCUUGACCCCACCCGACUUUUCCUCAACGUCAUGGGGAUGGAUGUUUUUCAAACCAACCCCUGCAACAGCUCAGCAUCUACAAAAUGAAAUGUAUACAUGUGUUCUUGCCAUAUUCUCUCCAACUCUUGAAUGCAUUUUGAGAUGACUUGCUACAGGAGGAUCCCUGUAGCUCAAAUGACUCGCUGGGGUUGUAAUCCUCCAUUUUUACCACGAUUUACCGAUGCACAAAUUCUUCCUCCUUCUGCCUCGGACACACAACAACAUCCCUCCCCAGUUUUUCGAUUGCCCGUCUUUAAUCUGAUAGUGGAUGUCCUUUGCACAUAGAUCAGGCAGCUUAAAAGCCCCCCCCCCCCUUCCUCAACCCUGAAGUCACAACUGACAAGCACACCCCACCCUCUUUUCUUAAAAGCUGGGAUGCACUGCACCAGCUCUGAAAAUGAAUACCAUCUUUAUCUAUGUAGCGAAGACCUCUUCUGCGAUUUGAGAUUGUGUCCUACCCCCCCGCAGGGACGUCUCCUGUUGAGUCUGAACGCGUAGCUCGGAGAUGACAUUCAUUUUGGUGCUUUAGUUUCUUCUAAUUUCCUGUCUGGGUGAUAGAAAAAGGGAGUCCUUUUCAGCUGAAUGUUACAGAGGGGGAUAUUUUUAUUUUCUCAGAGGUGCCUUUAUUUUUCUUCUCACCCUCAGAACUCACAUCUUUACAGGUUUAUGACGACGUAGCACUAAAAUUUCACCCGCACCCGUUCUGUCUUUUUAAACGCGUGAGACGUAGGAACUCGACGGACGUUUCGUGUCUUAGUUUGCACAUUGAAACAACGAGGAUAAUGCUGAUAAAGAGCGAGAGAGCACUGCUGCUAGGUGAGAAAGAGAGUAACGUGUUUGCGUAGUUCUGCUUGCCAACUGUGUCCCCCUCACCUAGUCUUCCAUCCACCUCACGACAAUGUAAUGGCGGCAUGCAGACAGGCCGGCGAACAUUGAAACUGAACAUUCCAUGUUAAUAUUGCUGUAAUGCAGUUUGAUGGUAUUUAAGUUUGUUUGUAUAUUUGGAGUUCUGUGUACUAGUUUUAAUGUAUAUUGAACAAAAGACGACUAAAGGUAUGCUUAAAUAUAUAUAUAUAUGUAACAAUUCAUGUUAAAUGUACUGUAAAUUGUAAAAUUGUUCAAAAUUUAAGUGACCAUGUUUGGUUUGCAAUAAAAGUUUAACUUUA
Messenger RNA from Pleuronectes platessa (European plaice), 3059 nucleotides. RefSeq names its product serine/threonine-protein kinase Sgk1. Bases 373 to 1779 code for a protein of 468 amino acids. Gene Ontology annotation, biological process: protein phosphorylation. The transcript has 10 exons. Lineage: Eukaryota; Metazoa; Chordata; Actinopteri; Pleuronectiformes; Pleuronectidae. The record is from RefSeq and is a predicted model, not a curated record. Gene Ontology annotation, molecular function: protein serine/threonine kinase activity; ATP binding.